AUGGUCGACAUCGUACCCCUCUCCUCAUACCCCUCGUACAUGAGCCUACUACCAUCCAUACAAACAUGCAACAUCACCAAUCUCCCCGAAAACUAUUUCUUGAAAUACUACCUCUACCACGCCCUCACAUGGCCGCAACUCAGCUUCGUGGCCGUGGUGCGCUCACCGCGGAAGUCGAAUCGCAACAACAACAACAGUGACUAUAUCCACGACUACCCCAAGGUGGUGGGAUAUGUGCUUGCGAAAAUGGAAGAGGAGCCUUCGGAUGGCGUGGCGCAUGGUCAUAUUACCAGUUUGAGUGUAAUGCGGACUCAUCGACGAUUGGGUGUUGCAGAGCGAUUGAUGAGGAUGAGUCAACGAGCAAUGGCCGAAUCCCAUCGCGCACAUUACGUUUCUCUCCAUGUGCGCGUCUCCAACACAGCCGCCCUCCGCCUAUACCGGGACACGCUGGGUUUCGAAGUGGAGAAAGUCGAGAGCAAAUACUACGCCGAUGGCGAGGAUGCGUAUGCCAUGCGUCGUGACCUCACGCCCCUCUGGCUUGAUUGGUCUGAGGACAAGACAGCAUCGGCCGACAAGACGGCGGCAGAUGGUGCGGGUGAGAAGGACGACGGGUAUGCCGAUGAGGGUGAUGCGGUUGGUGAUUUGGGCGGUAAGAACGAUGAGCCCCAGGAAAAGGAGAAGAUGGUCCGAGUUAAAGUCGGAAGGGGUCUGGGGGUCGGGGACUUGGUGGAGAGGAAUGAAGCGGCGAAUCGAUGA
Molecule: messenger RNA, 756 nt
Organism: Talaromyces atroroseus
Lineage: Eukaryota; Fungi; Ascomycota; Eurotiomycetes; Eurotiales; Trichocomaceae
Exons: 2
Coding region: 1-756 (251 amino acids)
Biological process (GO): N-terminal peptidyl-glutamic acid acetylation
Cellular component (GO): NatA complex
Molecular function (GO): protein N-terminal-serine acetyltransferase activity; protein-N-terminal-glutamate acetyltransferase activity
Source: RefSeq, a predicted model, not a curated record